Molecule: messenger RNA, 2627 nt
Organism: Osmerus eperlanus (European smelt)
Lineage: Eukaryota; Metazoa; Chordata; Actinopteri; Osmeriformes; Osmeridae
Product: F-box/LRR-repeat protein 21-like
Exons: 5
Coding region: 80-1405 (441 amino acids)
Molecular function (GO): protein binding
Source: RefSeq, a predicted model, not a curated record
UACCGCGAUGCCUUCACCGCAGCAGCUCAGAGAAGGGACAACAUUGUGGGUUUUACAGUCAAAGUAAAGCAAAUUCAAGAUGAAGCGUGGAAUUGUGGCAAAAGUGCAGCCAUUCCCCAGGUCUGCAAGGUGCGCUAAUAGGCGUAGGAGGGGAGUGUUGAGCCAGGCUCCAGACCCCCCCCUCCUCCUGCAGCACCACCAGCCGUUCAGGUCGAUGGAGGGCUGGGGAAACCUGCCCCAUCACGUGGUACUGGAGAUCUUCCGGUACCUUCCUGUGAUGGACAGGGCCAGGGUGUCGUCUGUGUGCAGGCGCUGGAACGAGGUGUUCCACAUCCCAGAGCUGUGGAGGAGGUUUGAGUUUGAGCUGAACCAGCCGGCCACGUCCUGCCUGCGGCCCACCCACCCAGACCUCAUCCAGCAGAUCAUCAAGAAACACACUCAGCACUUGCAGUAUGUCAGCUUCAAGGUGGACAGCUGUACACAGUCAGCUGAGGCAGCCUGUGACAUCCUCUCCAAGCUGGUGAACUGCACCAUUAAGACCUUGAGGCUGAUCUCCACCGCCAGGCCCAGCUUCAUGGACGUCUCCCAGUCCCACUUUGCGUCUGCGUUGACGGUGGUGUUCGUCAACUCCAAGUCGCUGUGCUCCAUCAAGAUGGACGACACCCCUGUGGACGACCCGUCCCUGAAGGUCCUGGUGGCCAACAACAGCGCCACCCUGAGGCUGCUGAAGAUGAGCAGCUGUCCGCAUGUGUCGCCUGCAGGGGUGCUGUGUGUAGCGGACCACUGCCAUGGCCUCAGGGAGCUGGCUCUGAACUACCACCUGCUGAGCGACCAGCUCCUAUUGGCCCUGUCCUCGGAGAAGCACGUGCGCCUGGAGCACCUGCGCAUCGAUGUGGCGACCGAGAGCCCCGCCCAAGUGCAGUUCCACGCCGUCAAGAGCAGCAGCUGGGAGGCGCUGGUCCGCCACUCGCCCACAGUCAACAUCGUCAUGUACUUCUACCUCCAUGAGGACCUGUUCCAUCCCUUCUUCCAGGACCAGACCCCCGUCACCCACCUGUACUUCGCCCGGGCGGUCAGUAAAGAGAUGCUGGGGCGCAUCGGCCUCCACUGCCCCCGCCUGGUGGAGCUGGUGGUGUGCGCCAACGGGCUGGAGCCCCUGGACGCGGAGCUGAUCCAGAUCGGGCGGCGCUGCACCUCCCUGACCGCCGUGGGCCUGGGGGAGUGCCAGGUGACCUGCAGCGGCUUCGUGGAGUUUGUGAGGAUCUGUGGGCGGAGGCUGACCCAGCUGUCCAUCAUGGAGGAGGUUCUGAUCCCGGACGGGGGAUACAGCGUGGAGCAGGUCCACGCGGAGGUGUCCAGCCAUCUGGGACGCACGUGGUUCCCUGAUAUGAUGCCUACCUGGUAGAGGGGGUGGGGGUGUCCCUCAGCACGUGGCACGUGUUCCGGGGGGAGAGAGAGACAGAGAGACAGAGGGACACAGAGAGAGAGGGACACAGAGAGAGAGGGACACAGAGAGAGAGGGACAGAGAGAGAGAGAGAGAGAGAGGGACACAUAGAGAGAGAGAGAGAGGGACACAGAGAGAGAGGGACACAGAGAGAGAGAGAGAGAGAGAGAGAGAGAGAGAGAGAGAGAGAGAGAGAGAGAGAGAGAGAGAGAGAGAGAGAGAGAGAGAGAGAGAGAGAGAGAGAGAGAGACUUGAACACUUUGACACAUAAGAAGAGAACUGGAACCUCUUUGUGUUAAACCCUUGUUCCUUGUGUUCUCAGUGUUUGAAUGUACAGGGAUAUUGUGACGUUGUUGUUUUGUGGAAUCUUAGCUCAUGGUCACUAAGGAGUCUGUUAUUGGAGAAUGCCAGUCAUCUUCCCAGUCAUCCAUUUUGGAAUCCUCCAUGGAGCUAGCCAGGAAUCCCCAGUCUGUCCACACCAGACAGACGAGUGUGUGUCUGUGUGUGUCUGUUGCUGUGGUUGGUGUAGUGAUUCAAUGUAGGUCGACUCACAAGAGAAUCCUGGGGUUAACUGAUCGUCCUACGGUUGAAAAGCUGCUUUUGUAACUGUCUGGUUGGAGAACCAGACAGCAGGGUGACAGUUGGCUGAAAUUGUAGUAACUGACUCAAGCCACAUUUGCAUAUGUCUGUUCUUGUUCAUUCUGUCAGUGUGGAUAGACAUGGAUGUGUGUGUAGUAGAGGCAUUUUUAUAUUUCUCUGUUUAAAAGGGGAGUCUUACUGCUAAAUAUCUAAUAUUUAGGUGAAGACUUUAUUGAUAAACUUUUUUAUCAAAUGGGACAUUUGCAUUUUGUGCAAAGUGGUUCCAGUUGAUGCCAGCUGGCCCAUAAAGAGCCAUCUAUUAUAAUUAGAACCAUAUUAAAAUAAUAUUACUAAUAGUUAAUAAGAAUACAAAUAAAAUUAUCUGGGCCUUCAGUGUCCAAUACUGCUGAAUGUAUGUUUUCAUUUAGAGAAAUUUGCACAUUUGUUUUUAUUGAAAAGACAACAUCAAACUUUGUAUGCUACUUAUUAAAACUAUUUGAUGAGAAAAAACAUAUAUUUAAUUGAUAGGUUCAUACCACUCAUGUAUAUGGACGAUAUUUGCUUUCAAAAUCAGACUGAUAAUAAAUGUUUUAAAUCCACGUG